Aspergillus nomiae NRRL 13137 is the source of this 2286-nucleotide messenger RNA. Its product is annotated as putative short-chain dehydrogenase/reductase. Gene Ontology annotation, biological process: transmembrane transport. The record is from RefSeq and is a predicted model, not a curated record. The transcript has 5 exons. Lineage: Eukaryota; Fungi; Ascomycota; Eurotiomycetes; Eurotiales; Aspergillaceae. The coding region runs from base 1 to 2286 and encodes 761 amino acids. Gene Ontology annotation, molecular function: oxidoreductase activity; transmembrane transporter activity.
AUGAGCGAAGCUCCGCCUGACAAGUCCGCCGCAUCUUACAGUGCAACACCGGGUACUCACCCUGAAAAGAAUUCUGAUGAGGAGUCAUCGCUCCAGACCGCUGUCGUUGACUUCGACGAUGAGUAUCCUCACCCAAACCAAUGGCCUAUUGCUCGACGCUGGGCCAUCAUUGUGCUCAUCACCAUCUUGAAUAUGCUGGUCAACCUAUCCACCACGAUCGUGGCCCCGUCGCUAGACAGAAUAUGCGCCGAGCUGGACAUGGAUCCAAAUAUCGAAGGACCGCUGACCAUGUCAGCAUAUAUACUAAUGCUUGCGCUGGGGCCGCUGCUGCUGGCGCCCUUUAGUGAGCUGUGGGGGCGUGUCCCUUUGAUCCACGCCGGGAACCUGAUGUACAUGGUGUUCAAUCUUGCCUGCGGGUUUGCGCAAAAUAGGGCACAACUUCUCGCAUUUCGAAUCUUGUCAGGGUUUGGAAGCGGUGCAAGUCCUACCGUUGGAGUUGGAAUGGUUAGCGAUCUUUUCCCAGUCGAGCAGCGGGGCCAAGGACUUGCUGUCCUGAACAUGGCCUUCAUCCUCGCGACCCCAAUCGGUGCUAUCGUGGGCGGCUUCACCAGCUAUUCCGCAUCCUGGCGCUACGACUUCUACGCCACCUCUGCCGUGGCUGGUGUGUUAAUCGUCAUCAGCGCCUUUGUCUUCCGCGAGACAUAUCCCCCUGUUAUUCUUGGUCGCCGGAAGAAGCAGCUUCUCAAGAAUGAUCCUAAAGCAUUGUACGAUGACGAGCAGCGCACCCUCGCGGCCCUCUACACCAAGACCAUUAUACGCCCCAUGGAGUUCCUCACGACGCAGCCUAUUGUCAUGCUACUGUCACUCUACGCGGCCAUCAUCUACGGGACCACGUAUCUCAUCUUCUCGACCUUCCCGACACUCUGGGAACGGCACUACGAAGAGCCCAAGGAUCUCGCGUCGCUGCACUUCAUCGCACCUGGAAUCGGCUACUUCAUUGGUAUCCAGAUCGGCAUGUUCUCCGCCGACCGCAUAUACCUCGCCCUCAAGCGACGGAACCAGAAUGAAGGACGGCCGGAAUUUCGCCUCCCACUGCUAGCCAUCAGUGCCGUGUGCGUGCCACCCGCGCUGUUCUGGUAUGGUUGGACAGCCGAGGCGAAGCUGCAUUGGGCGGUGCCCAACGUUGCCAUCGUAGUCCUGAUGUGCGGAUGUACCCUUGUCUUCCAAUGCGUGAUGGCCUACUUUAUCGAUACGUUCCCGCUGUAUGGCGCGAGUGCAAUGGCGGCGUCGUAUCUCGCCAGAGGUCUCUGUGCCUUCGGCUUCCCCUUGUUUGGGCCUUCUAUGUACGAACGCCUCGGCUACGGGUGGGGAAAUAGCCUUCUGGGCUUCCUGGCCUUGGCCGUAGCGGUACCGGUGCCCUUGGUCCUAUGUUUCGAUACUACAUCAGUCGUGGGUAUGGCGUUUGCUCGCAGGUUAGCAAUCCUUCCCGGAGGCCUAGGUGGCCUUGGGUCCAGCAUAGGCCAGAAGCUCAGACAGCAAGGAGCUCGACUAGCCAUCUUGUACGCGCCCUUUGAGGCUGGGCGUCGAGACCAACUGCUAGAGUCUACGUACGGUCGGGUUCGCGACUCAGAUGAAAUCCGCACCUAUGAAUGCGACAUCACGUCGCCGGAAUCAGUCCAGUCGGCAUUCAAAGCACUGGACAAGGAAAUGGUCGAGCCAUCGUCUGUCUCUGUGGCUGAUCGGGCCUUUCCCAGUAUCCUAAUCAAUACAGCUGGUUAUGUCAACCUCAGUGAUAUGGAAUCGACGCCACCCGAGGACACCAUGAAGCAUCUCACCACGAAUGUCUUCGGACCAAUGCUGUGUUCGCAAGCGUUUGCUCGACUCUACUUCGCUGCGUCCAAGGCUGCAGAGUCGUCAACUAAUCCUCCGCCACCCGGAAGAAUCGUCAACAUCGCCUCGCAGGCCGCGCAUGUAGCACUGCCUCGGCAUAGCGCAUACUGCGCUUCUAAAGCCGCGCUCUUAGGAUUGACACGUAGUAUGGCUUCCGAGUGGGGAGGUCGUGGCAUCACGUCGAACUCUGUCUCCCCAACAGUAGCCUGGACCGAGCUCGGAAAGAAGGCGUGGGGACGAGAUGAUGUACGAGAGGCCUUUCUGAAGACGAUCCCGACCGGGAAAUUCGCUUUACCGGAGGAGGUCGCAGAUGCUGUUCUUUUCCUCUGUCAGGAUUCCAGUGGUAUGAUUAAUGGUGCCGACAUCAGGGUGGACGGUGGUUUUACCAUUCAAUGA